Betta splendens (Siamese fighting fish) is the source of this 2410-nucleotide messenger RNA. RefSeq names its product ephrin A4. Bases 10 to 663 code for a protein of 217 amino acids. NCBI's taxonomy places the organism in Eukaryota, Metazoa, Chordata, Actinopteri, Anabantiformes, Osphronemidae. The transcript is spliced from 5 exons. Gene Ontology annotation, molecular function: ephrin receptor binding. Gene Ontology annotation, cellular component: plasma membrane. The record is from RefSeq and is a predicted model, not a curated record. Gene Ontology annotation, biological process: axon guidance; ephrin receptor signaling pathway.
GACGUCACGAUGGGCUCCCGGUCGAGGAGCCCCGGAGCGGUGCCUGCGUGGAAAGCCACGGUCUUCCUCCUGAACAUCAUCUCGGCCGCCGUGGCCAAAAGACACGUCGUUUACUGGAACUCGACAAACACAAGGUUAACGGGCGGAGAUCUGUCCGUGCAGGUGAGUCUGAACGACUACCUGGACAUCUACUGCCCCCACUACCCGGAGGAGGGGGCCCCGGGGCCCGGGCCCCCGGAGACGCUGGCCCUGUACCUGGUGGCGGAGGCCUCGUUCCAGGGGUGCGUGGAGACGAGGGGCGCCAUCAAAAGGUGGGAGUGCAACACCCCCCGCGCGCCGUUCGGACCCGUGCGCUUCUCGGAGAAGAUCCAGAGGUUCACGCCGUUCUCCCUGGGCUUCGAGUUCCUGCCGGGGCGGCACUACUACUACAGCUCUCUGCCCACAGAUGAAGGUCCUCCUCUGCCGUGCAUGAAGCUGCGCGUCACCGUGUGCUGCGAGUCCAAAACAGAGGGCUCAAAACAAAUACAAGAAGCAACCAAACCCCCGCCUCAUGCCCGUUUCCCUUCCUCCUCCUCAGACACGGCCCCUGAAGGCGCCGGCGCCUCGCUGACGGCGGCGUCCCGUCCGCUCCUCCUCGUCGCCGCCGUCCUCCUGUGGACCUGACGCCGCCAGCGGUGCCGCUGACCGUGGACCUGUUCUCCGCCGGAUCGGCACCAAUUAGUCAGACGUUCAAGUACACAGUGCAAUCUACACUCAGACCGCGAAUGACACAACGCAUGCUAUGCUAAGCUAAUGCAAAUGUCACACGUUACUGGACCUUGUGGCUUUUGCACCUGUGAAAUUCCAGGGAGAAUCAAAAAAAACAGGGAUGUGGUGACUCAGGGACUGACACGCCGAAUCAGUGUGAUUCAUUUCUUCUUAUUUUCCUCUCCCAGCUGUUGUGUAAGUGGGAGCCCAGCAUAUUACACAUAGACCCUGGCCUAGUCAUAAGAGUCAUAUUCUCCUACUCCUCUGCCAGAAGAACAAUGAGUCUGUCAGGACUUGUUCCAACAAACUUUUCUCACUUUUUCAUCUGUUUCUCCUUUCCCAUGUAUUGUGUUGUAUUUACUCUCUUCUGAGCGUCUGCCUCCAGUUGAAAGGCAGCCAAAUAAACACAUACAGUACUACUGCACUGAGUGGCUCAGGUCAGAGGUCAAUCAGUUUACAGGCUGUAAUGGACAGAUAAACAAAUGCAGGGUUUCAUAACCACAUUUGCAUAUUGUACCAUUUCCAACUAAGUUGAUUUUGGAAAUAUAUAAAUUUAAGGACAGUUUUGACGUUUUUCUAAAAUAGUGAGGCAGGGCUGCUACGCCCCCUACUGGGAUUAAACUGGUUUAACUGGACUUGGACUGGGCUGGCCAUGAAGCCAGAACCUGGACGCGAUGUUCUAGUGGUGUGUGGCGAUGAUGAGGCCCAGGACUGAUGAUCUGUUUCUCCCAGUCUGAGAGGACUCCCUGCUGUUGUGUCCCCACUGCUCCCUGUGCUUCAGCGUACAGCAGAGAACAGAGGGGUUUAUGGGUAAACAGAGCGUGGGCUCGUCACGCUUUGCCAAGCGUGCUGCAGACCACUGAGCAGUCCUAUUGGUUGACCCAGCAGGUGUGAUGGUGUGUACACAAGCCUUUUGUUCCAUUCGUGGUUCUUGUACACAGAAACCUUAAUUUUAGUUUUCCUGUACUGGUAACAUAUGACACUGUUUACUACAUGAUUAAUGGGGUCAUGCUUUUUGAUACUUAAUGAAAUGUCUGACAAGAAAAUAACUAAAAUAAUGAUUUAUAUGAACAUACACGAAUUUCCUUCUUGCCAAUAUGCUGUGCUACAAGGGAGUUUCUCAAGUUAAAUAACUUGAUGCUGGAAUUUAGUUCAUUUGAUGUUAAAUUGAGAAAAUAACUGAUUCAAAUUAAAUAUUUUACAGAUUUUUUGAAAACAUAUGUAAUAUUUUACACAAAUAUUUGUCUGUUUUCUGUAUUUUUAAGUUUACACCAUUUUCCCAAUAUUUGAGUGGUCUGGGGUAAUAAGUAUAAUUGUACAGUUAAUUAUAUCAUUAUAAGUCUUCUCCUAGCACUUAAUAAAUAUAUAUCUAUAUUUGUGAGGCAAAUACUUGGGUGUGGAUACGCUGUAAAUCAUGUCAUCACCAGUCAUGCAAUUGUGUUUGUUAAUUCCCUAAAUAGGCUUCAUGACCUCUGUAUAAAUUGUUGAAUAACUUUGGUGACGUAGGUUUUUACCAAGGAGUAGAAUUCUGUUUUUUUAAGUGUGUGCAACUUGUUUUGCUUUCACAUUUUAGUGAAGAAUGUAGCUUCUUCUGUGAAGAGCCAACUGCAAUCUGAGCCUUUUUUACACGGCAGGACAACAAAAUAAAUCUGAUUGCAUUAAA